UCUGCUAUUCCUAUGCCUAUGCUUAUGACCGUCCUUUCUUUCCUGACGUUUUAAAUAUAAAGGUCUCCGUCUCUCGCGCUUUUUAAUUUCCUCUUCCUUCCAAAUUCAAAUCUUAAUAGAUUUCUUUGAUCUGAUCCUUCGGUUCCGGAAUUUUUAUAGGAACUUAAGAUUUUUUUUUCAAGAAAAAAACUCGGAUAAUGCUGAUUGGUUUCAUUUAAUUGUUAUUAAUUGAUUAAUUAAUUGAAGCCGAGGUUUCUCCUUCUUCUUUUGAAAUGGCUUCGACUCUUGAUCGGUGGGAAAAAGAUCCCUUCUUCGCUGUUGCUGAAGAAGUCCAGCAAUCUGCUGACAGGAUGGAAACGACAUAUAGGACAUGGAUACAUGCGAUAAAAGAUGGUUCUUCUACAUGGAAUUUAGAGGAACUUGGCAGGGAUCUACAUACUGCUCUUAGCACUACCAAAUGGCAGUUAGAGGAGUUUGAAAAAGCUGUUCAAUCGAGUUACUAUGGGAAUUCAAGUGAGGAAGCAAGAGAUCGGCAUCGUGAAUUUAUAGUAGCAAUUAAGAACCAGAAUUUAAAGAUUGAAAAAUAUUUACAGGAAUCAGCUAGUUCUGAGGGUAAGACACCAGUGCCUUGGGUGCAUUUGGAUGAAGGUGAAUGCAAUGAGCUCGCAUUAUUUUUGUCCGCACCGCCUCUACCCGGAGACAAGAAGCUUCCUCCUAAGGUUCAUGGUAGAGCUAGUGAUCUUCGGCGAGGAAUCAAUAGAGAAUCAGCGCCAGAUUUCUUGAAGAAUGCAAGUCAGUCUAUUGAGUUCAGCUCAUCUGAGGUUAACAACGAGAAGUCAUAUGGGCAUAGGAGGACAGCUAGUGCUAGUCCUGACAUUGGUGCUUGGAAGAUUGCAAUUGUUGAUGACGUUUUACAGCAAAACUCUUCCAAUGGUCAACGCUUUAUUCCACCACGAAGGGUGCCAAGCUCCAGUGCCCUGAGUUCCACGGAAUCUGCAGUCAAGGGGCAGUGGUCAAAGAAUGGCAUCAGGAAGUCGGCAACGGCUCGUCAUCAAGAGUCUGAUGCAGAGUUUUCGAGACCUCCUGAGUUGGCUAGGGGCAAUGAUGAAUGCUGUGAAAAGGGUAGCGGUUGUGUAGAUUGCAAUGAUAAGCAACCUAUUGGCUGGUACGGGGCUAUUAAAAGACGGCUUCAAAGGUCUAAGCAUCAAUUAAAAAAUAGUCGCCCCGCUCAAAUAGCAAUUUGGGCUUUCCUCGUUAUUUGCUUGAUUGUUUUGAUUGUAUUGCAGACAAUAUGAAAAGGACACGCAUAAUCUUGGACCGGCAAUUUACAGUCGGCGGCAAAUUAUUUGGUUGAAAGUGGUUUGAGGAGUAUAUGUUGUGCAUAUUAUGCUUUCAACGGAAUCUAUGCCCGGCUACAUCUUGGGUGAAGGUAGCAUGAUGGAAAGCAAGAGCACCUUUUCUUCCUGCUCUUUCCCUCCACUGCUUCUUGCCUCUUCCUUCCAACUUCAAUUUUUCCAAUGAAGGGCAGGGCCCUUUGUUCAGUAAGGAUCAGAGGGAUUCUAGAGUUGAACUGAGGCUGUCGGAUCAUUUAAUAAUAUGUCAUAAGUCCCUGUACCCUUCGUAAGUUUGAAAUUUAGUCCAUGUACUUUUAUUUUUAAGAAUUUAGUCUCUCUACUUUACCGGUUUAAAAAUUCAGGUCCAAUUAUUGGAAUUAUUUUGUUAAAUUCAGAUUCAUUACAACAUUUUUUUUAGUUAUAUUUGUACCAAGUGAGUAUUUUAAAUAAAAAUAUAUGGAUUAAAUUUUAAAUUUAUGAAGAA
Messenger RNA from Gossypium raimondii (Peruvian cotton), 1818 nucleotides. RefSeq lists its product as uncharacterized. The record is from RefSeq and is a predicted model, not a curated record. NCBI's taxonomy places the organism in Eukaryota, Viridiplantae, Streptophyta, Magnoliopsida, Malvales, Malvaceae. The transcript is spliced from 5 exons. Gene Ontology annotation, biological process: Golgi vesicle transport. The coding region runs from base 273 to 1295 and encodes 340 amino acids. Gene Ontology annotation, cellular component: membrane.